AUGAAAUCCAAACUCAGUACGUUCAGCAUCGACAGCAGCCCGUUCAACAUCGACUGCAGCCCGUUCAACAUCGACUGCAGCCCGUUCAACAUCGACUGCAGCCCGUUCAACAUCGACAGCAGCCCGUUCAACAUCGACUGCAGCCCGUUCAACAUCGACAGCAGCCCGUUCAACAUCGACAGCAGCCCGUUCAAUAUCGACUGCAGCCCGUUCAACAUCGACAGCAGCCCGUUCAACAUCGACUGCAGCCCAUUCAACAUCGACAGCAGCCCGUUCAACAUCAACGACAACAACCCAUUCAACGCCAACGACCGCAAUCUGUCCAACAUAAAUGACAGCAACCCGUUUACCUUUCACCCCAGCAACCUGUUUACCUUCCGCAACAGCAACCCGUUUACCUUCCGCACCAGCAACCCGCUUACCUUGCGCACCAGCAACCCAUUUACCUUCCGCACCAGCAACCCGUUUACCUUCCGCACCAGCAACCCGUUUACCUUCCGCACAAGCAACCCGUUUACCUUCCGCAACAGCAACCCAUUUACCUUCCGCACCAGUAACCCGUUCACCUUGCGCACCAGCAACCUUACCAACAUCAACCACAGCAACAGCAAUCCCUUCGAUCUGAAAAACGGCAGGAGUUCCUAG
This is a messenger RNA of Hyalella azteca, 645 nucleotides long. RefSeq lists its product as uncharacterized. The record is from RefSeq and is a predicted model, not a curated record. Lineage: Eukaryota; Metazoa; Arthropoda; Malacostraca; Amphipoda; Hyalellidae. Bases 1 to 645 code for a protein of 214 amino acids. The transcript has a single exon. Gene Ontology annotation, biological process: virion attachment to host cell.